AUGGUCAGGGAAACUUGUUCACCUGGGCGCGUCUUAGAUUUGUUAGGUCAAAACUUGAGAGAUGCUGAAGUCGAAGCUGCAUGGGAGAAGAAUGAUAGCGAUGCUGAAAGUAUCUUCACGUGUUCAGAAAAGGUCAUGAAGAUGUUGAAAGCAUGGGUCGAUCGUCUACCGGGAUUCAAUGCACCAAAUGCUGAUAUUUCUAAUCCCAUCCAUAACUUUCAAGACAAACAACUACAGCCAAUUCCCGAGACAGAUCAAAUGGCUUGUAUGUCAGCCUUUAUGCCAUUAGAGAUGGAAGAUGUUUGGUCACAAGAUUUUAUGGGAUUGUGGGAUCUAUAUUCCAACACUUGA
Sclerotinia sclerotiorum 1980 UF-70 is the source of this 351-nucleotide messenger RNA. RefSeq lists its product as hypothetical. Lineage: Eukaryota; Fungi; Ascomycota; Leotiomycetes; Helotiales; Sclerotiniaceae. The coding region runs from base 1 to 351 and encodes 116 amino acids. The transcript has a single exon. The record is from RefSeq and is a predicted model, not a curated record.